Cooperia oncophora is the source of this 1269-nucleotide messenger RNA. The record is from the annotation of a GenBank genome assembly. NCBI's taxonomy places the organism in Eukaryota, Metazoa, Nematoda, Chromadorea, Rhabditida, Trichostrongylidae.
AUGGCGUCAGGAGUCCUUGCUGGAGCUCUCCUUGAAGAGGCCGAACGUUUACUAGACCGUGGAAUUCAUCCGAUCAAAAUCGCUGAUGGAUUCGACCUCGCUUGCAAGAAGACGUCGUUAGGAAGCAAAGUGGUGAAUCGAUGUAUUCGUAAGUUUGCUGAGAUUGCCGUAGACGCGGUGCUAUCGGUGGCCGAUCUGGAAACUCGCGAUGUGAACUUUGAAAUGAUCAAAGUUGAAGGAAAGGUUGGUGGCCACCUCGAGGACACAGUACUUGUGAAAGGAAUUGUUAUCGACAAAACGAUGUCGCAUCCCCAAAUGCCAAAAGAACUAAAGGAUGUAAAGGUUGCCAUACUGACCUGCCCGUUCGAGCCACCCAAGCCGAAAACCAAGCAUAAGCUCGAUAUUACUUCCAGUGAAGAUUUCAAAGCUUUACGUCAAUAUGAGAAGGAAACCUUUGAAAAUAUGAUUAAACAGCGCAUAUUCCGUUUUUUUACAGUCAAAGAUAGUGGAGCCACAUUAGCAAUUUGUCAGUGGGGAUUCGAUGAUGAGGCUAACCAUCUCCUGCAUCACCAUCAGCUUCCAGCCGUUCGCUGGGUGGGAGGACCAGAAAUCGAACUCCUAGCUAUCGCUACGAAUGGCAGAAUCGUGCCCAGAUUCUCGGAACUGUCUCCUUCGAAGCUUGGCUCAGCUGGCCUUGUACGGGAGAUCACCUUUGGAACAGCACGCGACCGUAUGUUGUCCAUUGAACAGUGCCCGAAUAGCAAAGCAGUCACUAUAUUUGUUCGUGGAGGCAACAAAAUGAUUAUUGAUGAGGCAAAGCGUUCGAUUCACGAUGCCCUUUGCGUAAUCCGUAAUUUGGUCCGAGAUGAUCGUAUUGUGUAUGGAGGCGGUUCUGCGGAGACAGCAUGUGCUAUCGAGGUGGCAAAGGAGGCAGAUAAGUCCUAUAGAAAUGAAGCAGCCACAGCAGUAUGCGCGUUCCGUGCCUUUGCCGAUGCCUUAGAGGCGAUUCCUAUGGCGCUGGCUGAGAACAGUGGUCUGGGCCCUAUCGAUGCAAUUACCGAUUUGAAGGCGAAACAAAUUGAGAUGGGUAAGCCAUACCUAGGGAUCGAUGCGCUCUUCAGUGGGACAAAUGACAUGAAAGAGCAGAAAGUCAUCGAAACUCUGCUUUCGAAGAAGGAACAGAUUUCCCUUGCCACGCAGGUUGUUCGUAUGAUUCUGAAAAUUGAUGAUGUGAGAGUGCCCGACGACGAACAUCAGCAGGGCUAUUAA